This is a messenger RNA of Ziziphus jujuba (common jujube), 1468 nucleotides long. RefSeq names its product NAC domain-containing protein 43. Bases 184 to 1422 code for a protein of 412 amino acids. Gene Ontology annotation, molecular function: DNA binding. The record is from RefSeq and is a predicted model, not a curated record. Lineage: Eukaryota; Viridiplantae; Streptophyta; Magnoliopsida; Rosales; Rhamnaceae. The transcript has 3 exons. Gene Ontology annotation, biological process: regulation of DNA-templated transcription.
CAUACUCAUUUGGAUAUCCAACAAGUUUCUUUACUUCUUCGAUCUUUCCUUUCUUGUAACUUUUUCAAGGCAUCAUCUUUACUUUGUUUGGAUUCUGGGAUUUUCUUUUAUAUAUAUAUAUAUAUAUAUAUAUAUAUAUCUAAACUUUUCUUUGCAAGACAAAAUAUUUCAAAAACUCAUCAAAUGCCUGAAAGCAUGAGUAUCUCUGUAAACGGACAGUCUCAAGUCCCUCCUGGUUUCCGCUUCCAUCCCACCGAGGAGGAGCUCUUGCAGUACUACUUGAAGAAGAAGGUUUCAAAUGAGAGGAUUGAUCUCGAUGUAAUUCGCGAUGUCGAUCUCAAUAAGCUUGAGCCCUGGGAUAUACAAGAGAAAUGUAAAAUUGGAACAACCCCUCAAAACGACUGGUAUUUCUUCAGCCACAAGGAUAAGAAAUACCCAACAGGAACACGAACGAAUCGUGCUACCGCUGCCGGAUUCUGGAAGGCUACCGGGCGUGAUAAGGUGAUAUACAGCAAUUGCAGGCGGAUCGGUAUGAGGAAGACUCUAGUUUUUUACAAAGGCCGAGCUCCCCAUGGCCUAAAGUCCGACUGGAUUAUGCAUGAAUAUAGACUCGAUGAUAACACAAAUGACAACAAUGUUUCAACGGUCAUGGGAGAGAAUUCAACCGAAGAGGGGUGGGUGGUUUGCCGUAUCUUCAAGAAGAAAAAUCACCACAAAACCCUAGACAGCCCCAUAAGUUCAUCCAUCACAGGAGAAAUGAGGAACCACCAGAUGUUCGAUUCAUGUAACGAAGGAGCUCUGGAGCAAAUACUUCAGUACAUGGGAAGGAGUUGCAAGGAAGAGAAUGAAGCAAACAUCACCAACACUUCGAGAUUUCUCCAACCCAUCAACACUGCAGGCUUCGGCAAUAACAACAUUACUGGCUACCAUGACAGGUUCUUGAAACUUCCAAGCCUGGAGAGCCCAAACUCAACUAGUACUACUUACCAAUCUAUGAACGCAGAUUUAUUGACCGACAGCGAAGCCACUAUGAAUGGUAGUAACCAAUGCCAUGGAAGUAGUACUACCAGUAGCGAGCCUAACAACCAGCUGGUUUACCAAAUGGAGUCGAGCCUCUCCAACUGGGUGGCUCUUGAUCGUCUGGUUGCUUCCCAACUCAACGGCCAAACGGAGGCUUCCAGGCAAUUAUCCUGUUUCAGUGACCCUACCAUAACUUACUGCAACGAUGAUGAUCAUGAUGAUCAUGAUCACGAUCAUGAUCUGCAAAUACCCAACGUACGAUCAUCUUCAUCUUCAUCCAACAAAUCUUAUCAUGCCACUCACCACUACAACAGCGAAAUCGAUCUAUGGACUUUUGCUCGAUCAUCAUCAUCCUUGUCAUCCUCCGAUCCGCUCUGCCACGUGUCCAACUCUCCUAUAUAACAGAACUACCUUAUUUUAAUUAAUAAUAUAUCAUAUAGUUCUUGAA